GAGUGACGCUUUACGGCAGGCAUGUUUCAGUUCGCAGCUUGUUAGCCAAAAAGCUGGUAGUGCAGAAUUUCGUUUUUAAACGCAGUUGAUUUACGUUACAGGUUUGUAAUCAGGAAAAAUGGAUGUCGGAGAGCUUCUGAACUAUCAGCCUGACAGAGGAGCCAAGCGCCUGAGGGGAGAGGAUGGAGGAGCUGCAGGAGGAGACGACAAUUCCAGAGCAGGGAAGCAGCAGAAAGGUGUGGGAGCCAGGGAGGCAGCCAGAUACAGAGACAUGGGAGGAGGAAUAGAAGGAGGUGUUGAAAUGAAGGAAAUGGAAGAGCCGACUGGAGACAAAAAGUUGAUCUUGGAAAAACUGAUGGAUCAGGAUGAGGAAGAACCUGAGGCGGAGCCGGUUGACGAGAGCUCAGUGAAGAAAAUGAUCCUGACCUUUGAGAAAAGGUCAUACAAAAACCAGGAACUGAGGAUAAAGUUUCCAGACAAUCCAGAGAAGUUUAUGGAGUCGGAGCUAGACCUGAAUGACAUCAUUCAAGAAAUGCACGUGAUCGCAACGAUGCCAGAUCUCUACCACUUACUGGUGGAGCUUAAUGCCGUCCACUCACUGCUGGGCCUUCUUAGUCAUGAAAACACUGAUGUUGCCAUAGCUGUGGUGGACCUCCUGCAGGAGCUUACAGACAUCGACACGCUCCAUGAGAGUGAGGAGGGAGCCGAGGUCCUCAUUGAUGCUCUGCUGGAGGGUCAGGUGGUGGCUUUGCUUGUGCAGAAUAUGGAGCGGCUGGAUGAACAAGUGAAGGAAGAGGCUGAUGGCAUCUACAACACGCUUGCUAUUAUUGAAAAUAUGGCAGAGUUCAGACCUGGCCUGUGCACUGAAGCCGCUCAACAGGGACUCAUGCAGUGGCUGCUCAAAAGGAUCAAGGCCAAGAUGCCGUUUGAUGCUAACAAGCUGUACUGCAGUGAGAUUCUGGCCAUCUUGCUGCAAAAUAACGACACUACCCGAGAACUACUGGGAGAAAUGGAUGGUAUCGAUGUGUUACUGCAGCAGCUCUCUGUGUUUAAACGUCACAACCCAAACACAGCCGAGGAGCAGGAGAUGAUGGAAAACCUCUUUGAUGCUCUGUGUUCCUGCCUCAUGCUGUCCUCCAAUCGGGACCGCUUCCUUAAAGGAGAAGGACUGCAGCUAAUGAACCUCAUGCUCAGAGAAAAGAAGAUGUCUCGAACCAGUGCUCUGAAGGUCCUGGACCAUGCUAUGAUUGGGCCUGAGGGAGCCGAUAACUGCCAUAAAUUUGUGGAUGUCCUGGGCUUGCGGACCAUCUUUCCACUUUUUAUGAAAACCCCAAAGAAGAUGAAGAAAACUGGUUCUUCAGAGAAGGAGCACGAAGAACACGUCUGCUCUGUCAUCGGUUCCAUGCUGAGAAACCUCAAGUCCCAGCAGAGAACCAGACUACUCAACAAGUUUACAGAAAACGACUGUGAAAAGGUGGAUCGACUGAUGGAGUUGUAUUUUAAGUUCCUGGAGGCUGUUCAACAGGCUGAUAAGAGGAUCGAAGGGGAGAAACAUGAGAUGGUUCGCCGGGGGGAGAUCCUGGACGACAGCAUGGAGGACGAGUUCUACCUUCGCCGCCUAGAUGCUGGACUGUUUGUUCUUCAGCUGUUGUGCUAUAUUAUGGUGGAGAUCAGCAGCUCAGGAGUCUCACAGCUGCAACAGCGGGUUCAUCAAAUUCUUAAUAUAAGAGGAGGUUCGGUCAAAGUAGUGCGCCACAUCAUGAGAGAAUACGCAGAGAGCAUCGGAGAUGGAAAGAGCGACGAGUUCAAAGAGGCUGAGCGGAAGAGGAUCAUGGACCUAGCAGACAACUUUUAAUCUUUUUCUCUCCUGCACAGACACAGAAACCCUUCACCGCAAACAAAAUACAUUCAUAUUCCAGACAGUUAAAGUCAACAUUUACUGAAACUGAAAUUAAAAUACAAACUGCAAAAAGACAUGUUGGUUUGUUUAGAAAAUGUACAGAAAAGUACCUUGAAACUCCCUUGUUAUUCUUACCUUGCCUAAAUGAAACUCAAUCCAUCGGCUCGAGUAAAUAAUGAUUUAAAGUUUUAUCUGAUUAAACUAACAUGAGAUCACAGUAGAUAAAUUACAUCCCUGCAUGUCCUCUUCCAUUGCACCUGCUCCGCCUUUUUGUUUUUUGAAGCUGUACGCUAUUUUCUAAUAAAACAUUUGGUAUUAAA
Molecule: messenger RNA, 2220 nt
Organism: Girardinichthys multiradiatus
Lineage: Eukaryota; Metazoa; Chordata; Actinopteri; Cyprinodontiformes; Goodeidae
Gene: ctnnbl1
Product: catenin, beta like 1
Exons: 16
Coding region: 119-1855 (578 amino acids)
Cellular component (GO): spliceosomal complex
Source: RefSeq, a predicted model, not a curated record